UCCCGUCGAAAUAACGGCAGCGAACAACUCGCUUGGUCUGCUUGGUGCAUUGGUUGGUUUCGCCUGUUCCCUGGGGCCGUUAUGACAGGAUGGCCGAAUCGCUGACUGAUCUUUUUUCGGCGCGAGAACAAUUGAUGUAAGAGUGCAGGAUUGUUCCAGGUAGUUAUGAGACGCCGCCGGUGACUCCUCGGGGCCCAGUGGCACAGCUACCAGCACCAAUUUUUCCAACACAGCCAUCAUGGCAGGUCGGGGUGCGAGGGACAAUGGAAGACCUGGACACCCGUCGGACGCCUUCCAGUUGGAAGCAUUGGAGAAUGCCGAGGAAGACGAGCAUGGCUACGUCCACCCGUCUCGACUUGGCGGGGAUGGCGCUGAAGUGCGACGGCCAAGCGUGCCCUUUCACACCCGCAACCUCAUCAGGCAGCUGCCUUCCCGGAAUCUAGAUGACCUCAGCACAAUGGAGCCGGACGCCGUCGUCUCGGAGAAACCCCGGGGCGACAAGGUGCCAGCAGUUGCAGCCCCCUCUGACGCUGGCAGCAGCCAGCGGCGAGACAACUGGCGCUACCUGACACUUCGCGUGCGCGCGGCCACGGCCAACAACGCCAACGACAUGAACGCCGAUGACCUGUUCCACAUCCUGCGAGCAGACAGCAACUUCUCGGAGGCCGUCGCGCUGGCCACUCUGCGCAACUCCAAGCAGAGCCUGACACUGAAGCGCUCGGUAAAGCGCCGCCUCACAUCAUCGAGGGCCGACCACGCCGGCACCGGUCACCGCAGUGUCUCGUGGUGGCGGAGGACCAAAUUCUCAAUUGCCAUGGCAAUGCAGCGGGUCAAGCGGGGCCUGCUCGAUGCCCUGUCCCACGUGGACCUGUGGCACAGCCACCUCAAGGACAUCCAGGGCAACUUUGGCUCCGGGGUGGCCUCCUACUUCCUCUUCCUGCGUCGUCUGCUCGCCCUCAACUUCUGCAUGGGUGUUCUGCUGAUGGGUUUUGUGGUAGUGCCUCAGCUGAUCUAUGAGCGGGCCCCAACAGCUACGCGGUCGGACUACUCCACUUCUUUCGGUUACGAGGGCCCAUUUGUCAACGUCUUCACCGGAGCGGGCCGGUUUGCAGAUACGGUGAUGUACUACGGCCACUACAGCAACGAGACGGUGCGGUGGCCACCACGCAACCCCCUGUUGUACAACUUGCCGCUGGCGUACUUCUUCACGGUGGCCGUGUGCCUGUUCGCCUGCCUAGUCACCUUAGCCUACAGCCUGACCCGGUCAUACAAGCAAAAUUACAUCGAGACGUCGAUAGGCGUAAAGGACGUGUACUGUGCCAAAGUGUUCUCAGCAUGGGACUUCAGCAUCGCAUCCCGUGAGGCGGCCAUGCUCAAGUCACGCAGCAUCUACAACGAACUCAAGGAGCUGCUGUCAAUGGAGCGGCGGGCUGUGGAGGCGCCGCCCACGUGGGGUGUCAGGAUAGGCAAGUUCCUGGCCCGCGUUGCUGUCAACCUGGUCAUCCUGGCCAUCAUGGCGGGCUCCGGCACGCUCGUGUAUCACCUGCUGUCCAAGAAAUCUCUCGAGACUGACAUUCCCGUGCUGGGCGAGAUGACGGUGUCCCUGACGGUGGGUGCGCUGUGCUUUGUGCUGCCCACGCUGUUCCUGGCCCUGUCCCGGCUGGAGUUCAUCGAGCAGGUCCAGACCAGGCUCUACCUCAACCUGUCCAGGGUGACCCUGGCCAAAAUGGUGCUCCUGGGCGUGCUCAUGUACUUCUGGCUGGCCUCAAAGCAGCACCGGGAACGAUGCUGGGAGAGCCAGCUGGGCCAGGAGCUGUACCGGCUCCUGGUCGUCGAUACAGCAUUCGUCCUGCUCCUUACCACAGGCGUGGGUGAGGCUCUGCGCUCCUUCAUCUACAAGCACAUAACACCACGUGUGGGGCCACCGGAGCUGGACAUCGCGCACAACACACUGGAUCUCAUCUACACCCAGACACUCGUCUGGGCUGGCAUGUUCUACUGCCCGCUGCUGCCCCUGGUGGGCUGCGCCAAGCUGGUGCUGACCUUCUACGUCAAGCGGGUGAGCGUCAUGUGCACACAGCCGUCGGUGCGGCCCUGGCGGGCUGUGCACGCCCAGACGGUUUUCCUGGCUCUCACCUUCUUCAGCUUCGUGCUGGCCACGGGCACCCUGGGAUAUGCCCUGCUCAGAAUCCGACCGUCGGAGGUGUGCGGUCCUUUCAAGGGGCUGGACAUGGCAUACGCGGCCUUCCUGGCGCUCUUCGACAUCAACAGGUGGUCAACCGUGGAGCAGACGGAGACCAGCCGUGCGUUCCAGUACCUGCUGUCGCCCUUUACCUUCUUCCUUGGCAUUGUGCUGCUUAGCCUGUGGCUCUACUACAUGCGAGCCCUGGCCCAUGCCCACGCCGAGAUGGUCACCUUGCUCCGCGAGCAGCUCAUCAUGGAAGGGAAGGACAAGGUGUUCCUGCUCCAGCUCUUUGAGAAGGCCAUGGAGCAAAAGAUGUCUGCACUCAAAUUUGGCACUGCACGAAAGCGGCAAGGCGCCAGCGGCGACCUCUCGCCCUUGGGCUCACUGCGACGACGCACCGGGGGAAGCGGAACCGGGAGCUCCGCCGAGGGGUCUCCCCAGCGCAGCCUGGGCAGCCUGCCCAGACCCCAGCAUCAGCAGGGUUUUCAGUACCUGGCCAAGUAACCAACAAGCUGCACACACCGAGGGCACAUCCGACACCACUGCUGCCAUCAGGCCAAAGAAUGCGUUGUAUCAAAUAAAGCAAUUACAUUAUGGUUGUGCGAUUA
Dermacentor albipictus is the source of this 2793-nucleotide messenger RNA. Its product is annotated as transmembrane channel-like protein 5. Gene Ontology annotation, cellular component: plasma membrane. Gene Ontology annotation, molecular function: mechanosensitive monoatomic ion channel activity. The record is from RefSeq and is a predicted model, not a curated record. Lineage: Eukaryota; Metazoa; Arthropoda; Arachnida; Ixodida; Ixodidae.